Messenger RNA from Truncatella angustata, 3426 nucleotides. RefSeq lists its product as uncharacterized. The record is from RefSeq and is a predicted model, not a curated record. Gene Ontology annotation, biological process: allantoin catabolic process. The transcript has 6 exons. The coding region runs from base 1 to 3426 and encodes 1141 amino acids. Lineage: Eukaryota; Fungi; Ascomycota; Sordariomycetes; Amphisphaeriales; Sporocadaceae. Gene Ontology annotation, molecular function: GTPase binding; allantoicase activity.
AUGGCUGACACUAUCGAAUACAGGCUUGCGCCUGUCAAGGCGACCUCCGUGGCCACGGAAGAUAUCGACAAGACUUUUCGUUCCAGCAGUAUUGACUUGAUCUCUGGAACGCUGGGUGGCAAAAUUCUUGGAUUCUCAGAUGAGUGGUUUGCGGAAGCAUUGAAUCUGAUCACUCCCACUGCACCUAUCCGACAGCCUGGUAAGAUGGUCUAUACCGGAGCCUGGUAUGAUGGCUGGGAAACAAGAAGACACAACACUGAGCCAUUCGACUGGGUUGUGAUCCGUCUAGGCGUAGCUUCAGGAACCGUUGUGGGAGUCGAGGUCGAUACUGCCUUCUUCUCCGGUAACCAUGCUCCUGCUAUCUCCGUCGAGGGCUGCUUUAAUCAAGACGACGGCGAGGUCCUAUCAUGGAAGGGUGGCAAGGGAAAGUGGGAAUCUAUUUUGGACGUUCGGGAAUGCGGACCUUCCCAAAGAUUUGCUUGGAAGCUCGAUGAACCCACAUCAAAGCAGUAUACUCACGUCAGGCUCAAUAUGUACCCGGAUGGUGGCAUUGCAAGGUUUCGCCUCUUCGGACAUGCUGUUCCUGUAUUCCCAGAAGAUACGGAGGCUAUCUUUGAUCUGGGCGCAGCUCAAAACGGGGCUGUUGCAGUAUCCUGCAGUGACCAACAUUUUGGUACCAAGGAUAACCUUGUGCUGCCAGGUCGUGGCAAGGAUAUGGGCGAUGGAUGGGAGACGGCACGAUCCAGGACCAAGGGCCACACUGAUUGGGCUAUCAUUCGUCUUGGUGCGCCGGCUCUCAUCCAAAGCUUUGUUGUCGACACGGCGUUCUUCAGGGGAAAUUUCCCCCAGAAGGCUAAACUUGAUGCCAUCGAGUGGAAAGGAGAAGGCGAGCCGGGCGCUGAUGUUGACGGUUGGACGGAAGUCGUGGAGCCAAACAAGUGUGGUCCUGACCAAGAGCACACCUUUGCCUGCUCAGUGAAGAAUAGGGCUUUUACUCACGUGAAACUCACUAUUAUUCCGGACGGUGGGGUCAAACGACUUCGUGUUCUUGCAAAGAGGUCAGUAGACCUGCCGGCCGAUCUGCCAAAGUCACUGGACGAUCGCAGAUAUGUCCCUACCGAGCUUGCGAGAGAAACAGAGUUCUACGAUGGCUGGCAAGGAGAAUCCCAGUUCUUGACAAGCCCCAUGCUCGCAAAGCCCCUUCGCUUCGACGAGCUGACCCUGGACGAUUCGAAAUAUGACCAGGACAUCACAAAAGGUAUUGCCGACAGCGACACGCGACUCAUGGAGAUGCUGGCGGCCCAAGCCCAACACCAAGGUGGCGAAGGUCUAGUGGAUGCUGAUGCGAUCGCGGGCGACGAUAAGCUCUCCGAAGAUAAGAAGAAGAAGAUAUUACAAAGGUCUCUAGCUAUGGCAGCCAGCAACGGCGACUUGGAGCAAGUAAAAGCAGUUCUUGGGGGCAAGGCGAAAUCCCUCGUGGAUGUAAAUGCUCCGGAUGAAGACGGAACCCCUCCACUAGUAUAUGCGAGCUGCUUUGGCCAUGAAAACGUGGUACAAGCUCUAGUUGACGCCGGCGUAGAUGUGGACAAGCAAGACCGCAAUCAAUGGAAUGCCCUGAUGUGGGCCAUGACCAAUCGACACAAAGGCAUCGCCAAGAUUUUACUCGAUAAUGGAGCCUCGCCUGAGGCCAAGACAUCAUCAGGACGUACAGCGGCCGAUUUCAUUGCACCUGAUAGCGACAUGUCCUUCUAUCUGAGCAACAACGGUUACAACAUAGGGAAUGCAGGCGUUGACGACUUUUACAACCCUGGGUUCGAAGACCGGCUCGAAGAGGAAAUGGCCGAGGCUGAACUACGGCGACGCAUGAUGAUGGACAGCGCCAGGGACCUUGAGGUCGAUUUGGGCAAUGUGGGCAUGGAUGAUCAGCCCGAAACUACGGAUGACUUCGAAGAAGAGGCACAAGAAUUCGAUUGGAGCCGUUGUCUGCAUGAUCAAAUGUUCGUAUUCCAGGAAAGCGAACUCGAUAGGUUACUGGAUGUAAUCAUCACCAACAUGCAACCACAAAGAUCGCCUUCGCAGAGACCAGUACCUGCCAACAUGAUAUUCCUUAGCGCAAGAUAUGCGCAUUAUCACGCAAGCCAUGAGCUUCUGGCAGAGCUCCUUAUCCGAGCUCAAGACAAGAUAAACGAAGUCGUGGAACAACAUCAAUGGGAUAUGACCAUCCUAGCAUUUUGGAUGUCGAAUGCGACUCUCUUGCUACAUUACCUUAAGAAAGACGCAGGACUUGUGGAAGCAACCACUGAAUUCCAAGCACAGCUUGCUGAGCUCAUCAACGAGAUAUUCAUUCUUAUCGUUAGGGACGCUGAAAGGCGGCUUGACAAGGUGGUUGAUGUAGCCAUGCUAGAACACGAGACCAUUCCAGGCUUUGAGGACGUUACCUUCCAACAUGAAUGGAAAUUAUUCAAGCGAAAGAAGGAAGUCAAGGCAGAGCCACUAGAAAAGCGCAUGCGACCUCCUUCGCCAAAGCAAAGGGCAAAACCAGCACCGCGGAACGUGACAUCUCUUUUAUCGUCGACGUUAUACGUACUGGAUUUAUACGACAUUCACUCUGUCAUCACGGCACAGAUCAUUUCUCAGUUGAUAUACUGGCUGGGAGCAGAACUUUUUAACCGAAUUAUGAACAACAGGAAAUACUUGGCAAGGACGAAAGCCAUGCAAAUCAGGAUGAACGUGUCGGUCCUGGAAGACUGGGCAAGAAGCAACAAUCGAACACCAGAGCACUACGAACGUGGCGAGAUGACCGCAACCGGAGAAACAACCGUCGACGCAGCACGGAGACACCUUGCCCCGCUUAUUCAGCUAUUGCAAUGGCUCCAGUGCUUCUCAUCAUUGAAUCCUGACGAUCUUGAAGCUCUUGUUGGCACACUCCAAUCAUUACCCCGGUUAACCCCUGAACAACUUCUUUACACUGCUAAGAAUUACCGUCCUGAAGUUGGGGAGAAAGGUUUACCGAAAAGCGCCUCGAAGUAUCUCGAAGCAAUACAGAAGGAAGCAGCAAUCAAGAGAGACCGUAGAAGAACCAUGUCACCCUCACGCAUCAGCGCCCCAGCAACACCGGUCAAAGGCACAAACGGACUGGAACCAGACACCGGCAGUGUGCAAGGCACACCCAACCCCACACUGGAUAGUGACGAGGACGAGUUGCCUGACGGUAUCAAUUUCGAUCCAUCGCUUAUGCUGCCAUUCUCGUUACCAUCUGUCACUGACAUGCUGGUAUCCUUCGGCGCUGGGUUUGGGGGCCAGAACCAAGAGAGAGCUAGAAAGUAUAUUCCGACAGUGCCUCCCGAGUUUCUCGAAAAGCUGGAAUCGGGAGCAGGGGGUCGUCGUAUGUUUGGAGAGAAAGACUGGGAGAAUGAGGAAGUUUAG